Messenger RNA from Colossoma macropomum (tambaqui), 2185 nucleotides. RefSeq names its product ATP/GTP binding protein-like 4 (gene agbl4). The record is from RefSeq and is a predicted model, not a curated record. Lineage: Eukaryota; Metazoa; Chordata; Actinopteri; Characiformes; Serrasalmidae. The transcript has 13 exons. Gene Ontology annotation, molecular function: metallocarboxypeptidase activity; zinc ion binding. Gene Ontology annotation, biological process: proteolysis. The coding region runs from base 47 to 1513 and encodes 488 amino acids.
UGGUGGCUGAAGCUGGGAGCGCGGAGGAGAAAACACGGAGAGGAAGAUGGAGGAGAGCGCCAGAGAGCUCGACACUGGCAGUGAGGCAGGAGGAGACGAUGCUUUGGUGGGAAAUGUGAGCAAACUGACAGUCACUCCUCCAGGAUACACAGGAGCGCCCAGGAAAGGACACCUCAUCUUUGAUGCCUGCUUUGAGAGUGGUAAUCUGGGCCGUGUAGACUACAUCAGCGAGUUCGAGUUUGACCUCUUCAUCCGGCCCGACACAUGCAAUCCUCGCUUCAGAGUGUGGUUUAACUUUACUGUCGAGCAUGUCCGGGAGACACAGAGGGUGAUCUUCAACAUCGUAAACUUCAGUAAGACGAAAAGCCUCUACAGAGAUGGGAUGGCCCCAGUGGUGAAGUCCACCAGUCGGCCUAAGUGGCAAAGAUUGCCAGCCAAGAAUGUGUAUUACUACCGCUGCCCAGACCACCGGAGGAACUACGUCAUGUCUUUUGCCUUCUGUUUCGACCGAGAGGAUGACGUGUACCAGUUUGCCUACUGUUACCCCUACACCUACUCCCGCCUACAGCACUAUCUGACCAGCCUCGAGCAGCGGAACCUAGACUACCUAAAGAGAGAGCAGCUGGGCCUCAGUGUGCAACAACGAAGGCUUGACCUGCUCACUAUCACCAACCCAGCCCACCUGAACCCAGAGCGAGAGAAGCGUGUGGUUUUCCUCACAGCACGUGUUCACCCUGGAGAAUCACCUGCUUCCUUCAUCUGUCAGGGUGUUAUCGACUUCUUGGUCAGCCAGCACCCCGUGGCUCAAGUCCUGCGUGAUCAUGUGGUCUUUAAGAUUGUGCCCAUGCUCAACCCUGACGGUGUCUACCUGGGAAACUACAGGUGCUCUCUGAUGGGUUUUGACCUGAAUCGCCACUGGCAAGACCCUUCCCCAUGGGCUCACCCCACUCUCCACGCUGUCAAACAACUCAUCGUCCAGAUGAACCAGGACCCUAAGGUGAGCUUGGAGUUCUACAUUGACGUGCAUGCUCACUCAACCAUGAUGAACGGCUUCAUGUAUGGUAACGUGUUUGAGGAGGAGGAGCGUGUGCAGAGGCAGGCCGUCUUCCCCCGCCUGCUGUGCCAGAACGCACCCGACUUCUCUCUCUCCAGCACCUCAUUUAACCGCGAUGUGGUGAAAGCUGGGACUGGCCGGCGCUUCCUGGGGGGGCUGCUGGACGACACGUCCUACUGCUACACCCUGGAGGUGUCCUUCUACAGCUACCUCGCUGCAGGCAGCACCACUCCCGUCCCAUACACAGAGGACAGCUACAUGAAGCUGGGAAGAAAUGUUGCAAGGACGUUCCUGGAUUACUAUAAACUAAACAACCUGAUUGAUGACAAUAAAUUAUCAAGUCAUAUUAACAGUGUGGAUAGCGUACCUCCUGGUCGCCAGGGGAGUAACGCUGGAAACGGAAGGAAUCAAAAUGGGGAGAAAAGUGAGAGAAGAUUCCAAGGAGUCAGAGACUACUGAAGCACAAUAUAACACACGUUCCCAAGCACAAACACGCAGCGUCUUGUGGACACUCAGGACAUGGAUCCUUUAAAGAAAGGACAAAAAAAAGAGGUCAUCAUCAUUUACAAUCUGUUUCUGGACUCACCUGAUAUCGGCAGUGUCUUUAAGUCUCUACACAAAUACUUUAUUACUUGAAGACAUCAAGCGUUGAAGGAUAAUGAUUGUUUUGAUUUGCCUUUUUUUUGCCUUUUUGAAAUACCAACAACAGUGUGCUUUGCCUUUUGGAGUUGCCUCUUAUCUUCAUAGAAGAUGUAUUUAAUUCAGUUGCACUUAUUCCUGUAAAGUGAUUGCAUGCAUUAUCUUCAGAGUGCUGUGUUUUGAGUUUAUCUUUAUUCUCUGGUACUUGUCUCGCUUAUGUGAAUGCAUUAAGAUUGUUUUUAUAAGGAAAAUGUGAUUACUGUGAUGGUUCAUUGUAUUUGAGAAUUGUACUCACAGGCUUUAGCCAACGCUUUUUAAUUUGCAAUUUAUGACUAAGUGCUUUUGUUCAAAGACAGUUUUGAAAUUUCUGUUACAAAAACAAUCUUUUGAUUUCUCACUCUCACAGCAUUAUCUCAGGGUGGAGACUGUCAACUCAUUGUCUGCUGAGAUCCACCAAAUUAUCAUACCAUACAUUAAAUAUAUACUACAGUU